This is a messenger RNA of Branchiostoma floridae (Florida lancelet), 7377 nucleotides long. Its product is annotated as unconventional myosin-VIIa-like. Gene Ontology annotation, cellular component: myosin complex; cytoskeleton. The coding region runs from base 123 to 6689 and encodes 2188 amino acids. The record is from RefSeq and is a predicted model, not a curated record. The transcript is spliced from 43 exons. Gene Ontology annotation, molecular function: cytoskeletal motor activity; ATP binding; protein binding. Lineage: Eukaryota; Metazoa; Chordata; Leptocardii; Amphioxiformes; Branchiostomatidae.
AGUCAUGUUCCAAAGAAAUGGCGUUGAAGUUCGCUCCGGGCAGUUUAUCAAAAUCUAGGAGUAGCAAGUCUGUCUCUGGCUUUUGUUUUACGUGAUUAUAACCUCUGGCGAGAUUCAAGGUCAUGUUUUUGAACACACGCGACUCGUGGUGGCAGGGAGAAAAGCAACGAGGGAAAUUUAACACCGCUCUAGAGGGUGACCAUGUGUGGCUGGAGGCUGGGAAUGGGGAGUUCUCAGUGCCUGUGGGAGCUAAGGUCAAGUUGUCAGACACAGGUCAAGUUCAAGUUCUGGACGAUGAAGGAAAGGAACACUGGAUCCCUGCGGCCAGUGCGAGUAAGCUGCGUGUCAUGCACCCCUCGUCAGUGGAGGGAGUGGAGGACAUGAUCCGGCUGGGAGACCUUCACGAGGCAGGCAUCCUCAGGAACCUCCUCGUCAGAUACAACGCCAACCAGAUAUAUACCUACACAGGGUCUAUCCUGGUGGCUGUAAACCCCUAUCAGGUCCUCCCGAUCUACACAGCAGAGCAGAUCCAACAGUACACCAACAAGAAGAUCGGAGAGCUCCCCCCACACAUCUUCAGUAUUGCAGACAAUGCCUACUUCAAUAUGCUGCGAGCCAAGCGGGACCAGUGUGUCAUUAUUAGUGGAGAAAGUGGGGCAGGGAAAACAGAGAGCACCAAACUCAUCCUACAGUUUCUGGCGGCCAUCAGUGGACAACACUCCUGGAUCGAACAGCAGAUUCUGGAGGCCAACCCUGUCAUGGAAGCAUUUGGAAAUGCCAAGACCAUUCGGAAUGACAACUCCAGUCGCUUCGGGAAGUACAUUGACAUCCACUUCAACCAGAACGGUGCAAUAGAGGGAGCUAAGAUAGAACAGUACCUGUUAGAAAAGUCCAGGCUCUGUUAUCAGCAAACAGAAGAACGCAACUAUCACAUCUUCUACUGCAUGCUGGCUGGGCUACAGGCAGACGACAAGCGAAGACUGCACCUCACCAAGCCUCAGGACUAUGCCUAUCUGACAAUGGGAGACUGUCUCGUUGCUGACGGUCGAGAUGACGUGACAGACUUCGCCGCGAUCCGGUCGGCCAUGAAGGUGCUGAUGAUCUCUGACGCGGAACAGUGGGAACUGUACAAGCUCCUGUCCUCCAUCCUGCAUCUUGGCAACCUGCAGUUCGAAAGCUCAUCCAUAGAUAACCUCGAUGCCUGUGAGUUGGUGGAUGCCACAGGCCUAUCAUCAUCUGCUAAACUCAUGGAGUUGAAUGAAGAAGACUUGCUGAACGCCCUCACCACGCACACCCUCAUCACUCGAGGCGAGAGUGUCACCUCCCCUCUCAACGCAGACCAGGCCUCCGACGUACGCGAUGCCUUCUGUAAGGGCACGUACGGCCGCAUGUUCGUCUGGCUCGUGGACAAGAUCAACAACGCCAUCUACCAGCCGCUAGAGAACCCCAAGCACGUCCGCUUGUCCAUCGGAGUACUCGACAUCUUUGGAUUUGAAAACUUUGGGACCAACAGCUUUGAGCAGCUGUGCAUCAACUUUGCCAAUGAGAACCUACAACAAUUCUUUGUGAGGCACAUCUUCAAGCUGGAACAGGCUGAGUAUGAUGCAGAACACAUCAGCUGGCAGCACAUUGAGUUUGUGGAUAACCAGGAGUGUCUGGACAUGAUCGCUGUCAAACCUAUGAACAUCAUCGCUCUCAUCGAUGAAGAGAGUCGUUUCCCCAAGGGCUCAGACAAGACCAUGCUGCAGAAGCUACACAAGCAGCACGGCCGGAACUCCCACUUCAUCCAGGCUAAGUCUGACAUCAACGUCCACUUUGGCGUUGUCCACUUCGCUGGUGACGUGUACUACGAUACCAGAGGUUUUCUGGAGAAGAACAGAGACAGGUUCCACGCAGACCUGCUGGACUUGGUUCAAACAUCCAACAACAAAUUCCUCAAGGGCUUGUUCCAAAAGGACAUCGUUAUGGGCACAGAGACAAGAAAAAAGUCUCCAACUCUCGGAGCCCAGUUCAAGAAGUCCUUGGAGCUUUUGAUGAGGACCCUGGGUGCCUGCCAGCCGUUCUUUGUACGGUGUGUCAAACCCAAUGAGUUCAAGAAACCUAGUAUGUUUGACCGUGAGCUAUGUGUGCGCCAGCUGCGCUACUCCGGCAUGAUGGAGACCAUCCGUAUCCGGCGCAUGGGAUACCCCAUCCGCCACACCUUCGCACAGUUCGUGGACCGGUACCGCAUCCUGGUCAACGGCGUGGGCCCCUCACACAAGACCGAGUGCAAGUCUGCAUCGGAAAAAAUUGCCAAGGCGAUCCUUGGGGAUAAGGACUGGCAGAUCGGCAAGACGAAAAUCUUCCUGAAGGACGAGCAUGACGCCACGCUGGAGAUUGAACGUGACCACGCGCUGACCCGCCGGGUGGUCCUGAUCCAGAAGAUGGUGCGAGGCUGGUUCUACCGCAGACGAUUCCUCAAGAUGAAGUCAGGGGCUCUGAAGAUCCAGACUGCCUGGAGAGGGCACAGGGAGAGGAAGAGAUACCAUGCUAUGAAGAUUGGGUAUGCCCGUCUACAAGCUCUCUUCCGGGCGCGGAUCUUGUCCUACCACUACAACUUCCUGCGCAAGAGGAUCGUGGGCUUCCAGGCCCGUUGCCGUGGUUACACAGCUCGGAAGGACUUCUCCAAGAGGAUGCACAGCAUCGUCAAGAUCCAGUCAGGCUUCCGGGGAUACAUUGCUCGGAAACAGUAUCAGAAGCUGAAAAUAGAGAACAAGCGGCGCAUGGAGGCUGAGCGACUGCGGUUGGAGGAAGAGGCACGACUUCGGCAGCAAAUGGGAGCAAAGAAGGCGAAAGAAGAGGCAGAAAAGCGUCACCAGCAACGACUCAGGCAAAUGGAGUACGAGAGCCUUGAGAAUGAACGUCAGAAGAAAUACGAGAUGGCAAAGAAGAAGGACAUGAUAGAGAACGCUGAGAAGAGGAAGGAUAACCCUGUGGACGACUCCCAGAUGGUGGAUGAAGUCUUCAACUUCCUGCCAGAAACAAAUGCCGAGUCAGGCCCUGCACCAACUGCAUUUAGGGACCUGGAAGAAAAGAGAAUGAAAGAUCUAAAGAAGGAGGAGGUAGACGACACCAUGCACCUGCCGGUACCCAAGGACGAGGAGGACAUCUCAGAGUACAAGUUCUCCAAAUAUGCUGCUACGUACUUCCAGGGGAGCACAACGCACUCUUACGUACGCCGACCGCUCAAGGCGCCACUCCUUCCACACGACAAUGAGGGAGACAUGCUGGCUGCCCUGGCCGUGUGGAUCACCAUCCUCAGGUUCAUGGGGGAUCUCCCCGAGCCCAAGUGGAUGACCUCCAACUCUGAGGCCCAGGACAACACCCCCGUCAUGACCAAGAUCUAUGAGACGCUGGGGAAGAAGUCGGGACUGUACAAGAAGGAACUACAGGACAUACAGAUGGGCAUCGACCCUAAUGUUCCUGACAGAUACAAGAAGGGAAGUGUGAAGAAGAAGCUGGUGUCCAUGACCUUGAAGAAGAAGUCCAAGAUCACGGAUGAGGUGCGGGAUCGCCUUGCUGAGGGUGAUGUUGCAGCAUACAGCAACAGCAUGCUGGAGGACAGGCCAACCUCCAACCUGGAGAAACUACACUUCAUCAUCGGACAUGGCAUCCUCAGGCCUAACCUCAGAGAUGAGAUCUACUGCCAGAUUUGUAAACAGCUGACGCAGAACCCCUCCAAGAGUAGUCACGCCCGCGGCUGGAUCCUCCUGUCCCUCUGUAUCGGCUGUUUUGCUCCUUCAGAGAAGUUUGUGAAGUACCUUCAGUGCUUCAUCAAGGAAGGCCCGCCUGGCUACGCUCCUUACUGUGAGGAGAGGAUGAAGAGAACCUUUGUAAACGGCACCAGGAACCAGCCUCCCAGCUGGCUGGAGCUUCAGGCUACCAAGUCAAAGAAGCCCCUGAUGUUACCGAUCACCUUCAUGGAUGGUACGACGAAGACGCUUCUGGCGGAUUCAGCCACCACGGCGCGGGAACUGUGUCAGAUGCUGUCGGAAAAAAUCGGGCUGUCGGACCAGUUUGGAUUCUCACUGUACAUCGCCCUCUUUGAUAAGGUCUCGUCCCUGGGCAGUGGUAGUGACCAUGUGAUGGACGCCAUCUCCCAGUGCGAGCAGUACGCUAAAGAACAGGGUGCCCAGGAGAGGAACGCUCCCUGGAGACUCUUUUUCCGCAAGGAGAUCUUCGCGCCCUGGCAUGACCCCACGGAGGACAGGGUGGCCACGAACCUGAUCUACCAGCAGGUGGUCCGAGGGGUCAAGUUCGGCGAGUACAGGUGUGACAAGGAUGAUGACCUAGGAGAGAUAGCAGCCCAGCAGUACUACGUAGACUAUGGACCCAACAUGGACUAUAACAGGCUGCAGGGUCUAGUACCAUCCUACAUCCCUGACUUCUGUAUGAGGGGACAGAAGAACACAGACUACUGGGCUCAACUGGUGGCCAAUGCACACAGAAAGAGCUACUAUGUAAAGGACAACGUUGACCCAAUCCGCGUCAAGGAGGACGUGGUGAGCUACGCCAAGUUCAAGUGGCCGCUGCUGUUCUCUCGGUUCUACGAGGCGUACAAGUUCUCAGGACCGAGCCUGCCGAAGAACGACGUGAUCAUCGCGGUGAACUGGACGGGCGUGUACAUCGUGGACGAUCAGGAGCAGGUCCUGUUGGAGCUGUCCUUCCCAGAAAUCACUGCUGUAUCCAGCAGCAGAACCGGUAAGAUCCAUGGGCAGAGCUUCACCCUGUCCACAGUGAAGGGAGACGAGUACACCUUCACUUCCGCCAACGCAGAGGACAUCCGUGAGCUGGUGGUGUGCUUCCUGGAGGGGCUCAAGAAGAAGUCCAAAUAUGUCAUCGCUCUGCAGGACAGUCCUACACCAGCUGCCGACAGCUCCUCCUUCCUGGCCUUUAAGAAGGGAGACCUGAUCGUCCUGGACCAGGACAAUGGCGACACGGUCAUGAACUCGGGCUGGUGUUACGGGGGGAACGACAGGACGGGGCAGCGAGGGGACUUCCCUGCUGAGUGUGUGUACGUGGUGCCAACGGUCACCAAACCUGCACCCGACAUUCUGCAACUGUUCACCAUGUCUGAGAAGGAGAUCAGUGAACUGCGCACGUCUCAGGCGGCCAUCGAGACGGAGGAACCACCAGAGAAGCCAUACACACUGGAGGAGUUCUCCAUCGACCACUUCAGACCUCCCCCCAAACGCACCCUGACACGUGCCCUGAAGAGCAGACAGAAGGACGAGCUGUGGAGCUACACCAAGGAACCAAUCAAACAGCCACUUCUCAAGAGGCUGCUGCCCAACGAUGAACUCAGCCAGGAGGCAACCAUGUGCUUUAUGUCCAUUAUGAAGUACAUGGGAGACUACCCAUCCAAGAGAAGUCGUCAUGGAAACGAACUGACGGACCAGAUAUUUGAACCUCCUCUCAAGAAUGAAACGUUGAGAGACGAGAUCUACUGCCAGGUGAUAAAGCAGCUGACGGAGAACCGUGUGCGCGCGAGUGAGGAGCGCGGCUGGGAGCUGAUGUGGCUGUGCUCGGGCUGCUUCGCCUGCAGCCAGUCCCUCCUGCCGCACGUUACGCAGUUCCUCCGCACGCGCAGGAGAAACGCGCUCGCUGUGGACUGUCUGCAGAGGCUGCAGAAGACGCUGAGGAAUGGGCAGAGGAAGUACCCUCCCCACCUGGUGGAGGUGGAGGCCAUCCAGCACAAAACUACUCAGAUCUUCCACAAGGUCUACUUCCCAGACGACAGCGAUGAGGCCUUUGAGGUAGACUCUGGCACGAGAGCGAAGGAUUUCUGUGAGAACAUCGCCAGCCGACUGAGGCUCAAGUCACCCGAGGGCUUCAGCCUGUUCGUGAAGAUUGCAGACAAAGUCAUCAGUGUUCCAGAAGGAGACUUUUUCUUUGACUUUGUGCGGCACCUGACAGACUGGAUUAGGAAAGCAAGGCCCACCAAAGAUGGCUCUAUGCCCCAGCUGACAUACCAAGUGUUCUUUAUGAAGAAACUGUGGACCAACACAGUCCCUGGGAAGGACACCAACGCAGACUCCAUAUUCCACUACCACCAGGAGCUGCCCAAGCUGCUGAGAGGCUACCACAAGUGUUCCAAGGACGAAGCCAUCAAUCUCGCCGCUCUGCAGUACCGCGUACGCUUCGGGGACGACAAGUCAGAGUUUAUCAACAUCCCGAAGAUGCUGAGAGAACUGGCUCCCCAGGACUUGAUACGGAGCAUGUCCCCAGACGACUGGAAAAGGCAAAUCGUCGCUGCCUACAACAAACAUGCUGGCAAGACGAGGGAAGACGCCAAACUAUCGUUCCUUAAGAUCAUCUACCGGUGGUCCACUUUUGGCUCUGCCUUCUUCGAGGUCAAGCAAACUACGGAACCUAACUACCCAGAGAUCCUUCUGAUUGCCAUCAACAAACACGGGGUGAGCCUGAUCGACCCGAAGACGAAGGAAAGCCUGGUGACGCACCCCUUCACCAAGAUCUCCAACUGGAGCAGCGGAAACACCUACUUCCACAUGACCAUCGGGAACCUGGUCCGGGGCAGCAAGCUGUUGUGUGAGACUUCACUGGGUUACAAGAUGGACGACCUUCUGACCUCUUACAUCAGCCUGAUGCUCACCACCAUGAACAGACAGCGCAGGGACAGCAGAAGGUGAAAGGUCAAAGUUCAAGGAGCACCUUUAGCAUUACAGUAAAGUCCAAACUUUAGGUGAAGCAAACCUACGACUUUUUACAGUAGCAGAUAGAGAUGAGGCAAGGUUAUUUGAUCAUACAUGUCAUGUACUAGACCAAAGUUAAGGUUGACUUGCCUUGCUGUCCUCACCAUAAGAGAUAUUCAAGAGAUCCUUCAUAGAAAAUACUGUGGGCUAUUCCAUUUUGGUUUAUAUCACAAAUGAUUUGAUAAACUUCAUGUUAAAGAUUUAGCUUACACUAUUCUUCCUCAUAUUUGAAUGAUUUUAAAGAACGAAUUAGGUCUAAAAAUCAAUAUCUUAGCAAAUCUAUUUUACAUGAUUAUUUCUUGUCUUUUCUGUACUAUAGAAUGGAUUGUCAAUAAUAUUGUAUACUAGACUGUUGUUUGUGAGUUAUUAAUAUGAAUGGACAUGAUUGUCAAAUGCAGUGGUUUUUUAUUUCAUUUCCUGCAUUAGAAAAGACCUACCAGGUGACUGAUCAAAAGAGAUCUGUAUAUUUUGAGCUUUGAAAUGAUGUUUUCUGUUUCAAUAUAAUGGAUAAGACACAAGUAAGCAAAACUCUUCAUCCAGUGUUACUUUCUUAACAUCAUCUUGUUAUUCUGAAAUCUUAUGUUUUGGGACAAGUGUAAUAUUUUAGUGAUUACAAGAUACAACA